UCAAGUCCUAGAAAGUUUCAUUAACCCAGCUGUGCACAGUUGCACACCAAACCAAACCAAACCAAACCAACCCUUUAGUUAGUCCCUUGCAGUAGUGUCACCUUUGUUUAAACCACAACACUCUUUCUUCUUUCUUUCUUUCUCUCUGCACUUUUUUUUCUCUCUCGCCAUUACUCUCUCUGACACCUGCACCUUCGUUUUCUGUGUUCAAAGUGAUGAAAGAGGUGACGGUUGAAGCUGAUGGAGGGCAGGGAGGAGCACAGGGCGUGCAAGAGGGUGGAAAGGGCACGGUGAGACCAGACAUACACAACAGGGCCAUGAAGAUUUUAAGGGCAAGAGAACCUUAUAAUGGGUACGAGGAAGUGGGGGAGAAGCCCUCUGGGUUUGAAGUUAUGGGAUGGUACCUUUACGAGUUUUGCUUCUACUUUGUUCAAACUGUGCUUGUUCCUGUUGUGUUUCCUCUCAUAAUCAGUCAGCUACAGCGUCUCCCCACAGAUUCGCUUCAGGAAUGGGCCAAAAACCACCCAGCCAAGCACUGCACACAAAAGGAAAUUCAUCUGUAUAGCAAACUCACAAAUCACACCAUAAGAACAAGUGGUGGAUCAAAUUUCUCCUCUUUGGAGUGGACAUCGAUUGCUUGGGCCACUGGUCUAGCUUUGGCUGCUCCAAUUCUAGGGUUCAUUUCCUUCCAUCUUGAUGGCCAUUUCCCAAAGCUCAUCACAGCAGCAGCCACCGGCAUCGGAGUUUUCUUCUGUCUCCCUGCAGGCUUCUUCAAAGUCACUGCCAUAUUCGUUCCCUACAUUGCAGGCAUUGUUGCAGCCAGCACAGUUGCCAAUGCUGCUCACACCCACCACCUCGGACUCAUGAUCCGUUGUUUCACAGGACCAACCCUCAAGAGAAGCCAAUUCUCUCUCAGACAAGCAGUCUCCAGCAGACUCUCCCUCCACGCCACGGCGGCCGGAUGCCUUGGCGCCGCCAUAAUCUCCUCCUUCACAUACCACAUGCUCCGGGAGCUCAACGACAACGACCGUGAUGUGAUGAGUCUUUGGGUUGUUUCAAUCUUCAGUGGCCUGAUAUGGCUUGUGGGGGUGUUGCACAUUGUCACAUCCAUCAGCAGAACCACCGAUUCCAUCUCUUUCUCCUCAAGGCUCCACCCUUUUUCCAUCUUCAAGUACCCUCAUGCCAUUGGAGGCCUUGCAGGGGUUUUCCUCUCCUCAUUCACCACCAUGUCGAUUUUCACUGGGGGAGUGAUUUUCAUAGUGGGACAACUCUGCAUUAAGCCACUGCACUUGCUCUAUUUCUGGCUAACUUACUUUCUUUUCCCUCUUGUUUCUCUGUCUCUGCUACAACCCUUGCUGCACGUGAUCAAGAUGAACUCUGUGAAAAUGCAGAUAGUGGGGUUCCUUCUGUCUCUCUUGUCAUCUGGGUUUGGAUUCUACUACGGUAACAGCCACUGGAAAUGGGGUCACUUGGUGUUGUUUGGUGCAGUUCAGAGCACAGCAACAGGGAUUCUGUAUGCUUUUGGGAGGCUGUUGGUGUUGGACUGUGCUCCCUCGGGGAAAGAAGGUGCGUUCUCGAUCUGGUAUGCUUGGAUGAGAGCUGCAGGGUUGUGCGUGGGGUUCACGGUGGGGUCGGUGGCGCCGGGGCGGAUUAGGACUUCGUUCGGAGCUGCGUUUUGCACUGCCAUUGCUGGAAUCGUGGUGCUGCUAUUCGGGAACAUCAGUGACGUGGGAGGUGCUGUUGCUGCGGGGCAUGUCAGAGAAGAAUGUGAGAGAAGUUCUUCGAGUGUGGCUGGCUUGGAUUCUAAAGAAUCUGCACGCGUUUGAAUAAGGAAAAGUGAGGAAGAAGAAGAAUAGUGUUGUGUUGAUGAUUCUUUGCAAAUGAUGUUAGUGCAUGCAAGAGUAUAAGGUUUUUAUUUUAUGAUUGAUUUUAGAUGUAUUCUGGUAGUUAAUUGCUGUUGUUGUGCAUGCAUGCAUGAUGUUUGGUCUCUGUUGAGGAUUUGGGUGCUGAUGGCAUGUGUAACUGUGUUAUAGUAUUUUGUCAUAUUUGUCUCUCUUAUACAUCAUUUCUGCA
Vigna unguiculata (cowpea) is the source of this 2073-nucleotide messenger RNA. RefSeq lists its product as uncharacterized. NCBI's taxonomy places the organism in Eukaryota, Viridiplantae, Streptophyta, Magnoliopsida, Fabales, Fabaceae. The record is from RefSeq and is a predicted model, not a curated record.